Molecule: messenger RNA, 3766 nt
Organism: Acanthochromis polyacanthus (spiny chromis)
Lineage: Eukaryota; Metazoa; Chordata; Actinopteri; Pomacentridae
Gene: mybpc2b
Product: myosin binding protein Cb
Exons: 31
Coding region: 224-3643 (1139 amino acids)
Molecular function (GO): protein binding
Source: RefSeq, a predicted model, not a curated record
CCUCUUGUCUCUCCACCUCGGCACGCUCUCACUCUGAGCGCUUCACUUCUUGAACUCCUCAAGGGUGUCAUCAGUCUCUCCAGAACUCCUCGCUCACUGGAGGGUGUGGGUGACUUGAGUGCCAGGAAAGCUUUGAAUAACAGAGAGAGAGGGGAGAAAUAAAAGGAAUAAGCCCCACAAGCCCUCAGUCUUCCAGCAGCAAAGAGAAGACAACGGAAUAACCAUGCCUGAGCCAGUCCCUCAAGCUAAACCAGCGGGGGAGGCUAUACCACAGCCAGGAGAAGAUGAGUUACCCCCUGCAGAUGGAGUUUCGUUUGCUUCCUUGUCUGCAGCAGAGUCAGACGCUGAUGGGGAUGAGCCUGCGUCCACUGAGCUGACUGGGCUCUUCGUGGAGAAGCCACCAGAUAAUGUAGUCGCUGUCGCAGGAAAGGACAUCACUUUCAUAGCCAAGGUCGACUCGAGCACCCUGACAAGAAAACCCACCAUGAAGUGGCUGAAGGGCAAGUGGAUGGACCUUGGCAGCAAGGCUGGGAAACAUAUGCAGUUUAAGGAAACCUAUGACAGAAAUACCAAGAUCUAUACUUAUGAAAUGAAGAUCAUCAAAGUGGUCGCCGGAGACGCUGGCGGCUACAGGUGUGAGGUGACGGCAAAGGACAAGUGUGACAGCUCCACUUUUGAGAUCUCUGUUGAAGCUGCACAGCAGGAGGAGCAGGCGGAUAUUUUGUCUGCCUUCAAGAGGGCGGAUGCUGGAGAGGAUGAGGGAGACCUAGAUUUCAGUGCUCUGCUCAAAGCCACUAAGAGGAAGAAGAAACCUGAAAAAGAGGUACCCGAAAUAGAUGUGUGGGAAUUGCUUAAGAAUGCCCAUCCGAGCGAAUAUGAAAAAAUCGCCUUUGAGUAUGGCAUCACUGACCUGAGGGGAAUGCUGAAACGUCUGAAAAAGAUGAAGGAGGUCGUGCCCAAGCAUAGCGAGGCUUUCCUGAAGAAGCUCGAAUCCUGCUACUCGGUGGAAAAGGGCAAGAAAAUUGUCCUGUCGUGCGAAGUGGUUGAUCCAAAUGUCCAGGUCAAAUGGUUGAAGAAUGGCCAGGAGAUCAAACCAUCAGCCAAGUAUGUCAUGGAGUCAAACGGGAAUAUCAGAACACUCACCAUCAAUAAGACGACCCUGGCCGAUGAUGCUGCGUAUGAGUGUGUGGUUGGAGAGGACAAGUGUUUCACAGAGGUGUUUGUCAAAGAGCCCCCGGUGACCAUCACCAAACUCAUGGACGACUACCAUGUGGUUGUGGGAGAAAGAGUGGAGUUUGAGAUUGAGGUGUCAGAAGAAGGCGCUCAUGUCAUGUGGUACUUUGAGGAUCAAGAGCUUCACAAAGAGAAAGAUUCCACAAAGUAUCGCUUCAAGAAAGAUGGAAAGAAACACACUCUUAUCAUUCAGGAGGCUACGCUGGAAGACAUUGGAAUGUACCACGCCUGGACAAAUGGGGGGCACACCAAAGGAGAGCUGGAGGUGGAAGAAAAGGAACUGGAGGUGUUGCAGGACAUCGCUGAUCUGACAGUCAGGGCAACAGACCAGGCUAUGUUCAAGUGUGAAGUGUCUGAUGACAAGGUCACAGGAAAGUGGUACAAAGAUGGAGUGGAGGUCCUGCCAAGCGACCGCAUCAAAAUGACUCAUAUCGGAAGGUUCCACCGACUGACUAUUGAUGAUGUGAAGCCGGAGGAUGCCGGAGACUACACAUUUGUUCCAGACGGAUAUGCUCUGUCACUUUCUGCCAAACUGAACUUCUUGGAAAUUAAGAUCGACUAUGUGCCUAGACAAGAUCCUCCAAAGAUCCACCUGGACACCACUGGAAACAUGGUCUCCCAAAACACCAUCAUCGUGGUGGCAGGAAACAAGCUCCGUCUGGAUGUGGAGAUCACAGGAGAGCCAGCACCUACUGUGGUCUGGUCCAAAGGAGAUAAACCAAUCACGGACACUGAAGGGCGCGUGAGAGUGGAGUCCAGGAAGGACCUCAGCUGCUUUGUCAUAGAGGGGGCAGAAAGAGACGAUGAGGGCAACUACACCAUCUGUGUUACCAACCCUGCUGGAGAGGACAAGGCUGUGCUGUUUGUGAAGAUUGUAGAUGUGCCUGACCCCCCUGAGAAUGUCAAAUGUACGACAGUGGGAGAGGACUGUGCCACUAUCGUUUGGGAGCCUCCUAAAUUCGAUGGUGGUGCACCAAUCAAAGGUUAUCUCAUGGAGAGGAAGAAGAAAGGCUCCUCCAGAUGGACAAAGCUCAACUUUGAUGUUUAUGAAUCCACUACUUACGAGGCUAAGAGGAUGAUUGAAGGAAUUCUGUAUGAGAUGAGGGUGUUUGCUGUCAACAGCAUCGGCUUGUCUCCGCCGAGCCUCAACUCCAAACCCUUCAUGCCUAUUGCCCCAACUAGCGAGCCAACGCGCCUCACAGUCCACGAUGUGACAGAUAGCACAUGCAGCCUGAGGUGGCUGGCCCCAGAGAGGAUUGGAGCUGGGGGCCUGGACGGCUACGUUAUUGAAUACUGCAAGGAAGGAGACACCGAGUGGGUGGUGGCAAACCAGGAACUUUGUGAGAGGCAGGGAUUUGUGGUGCGUAACCUCCCCGUGGGAGAAAAGAUCAACUUCAGGGUGGUGGCAGUAAACAUCGCUGGACGCAGUCCUCCUGCUACGCUGUCACAGCCCGUCACCAUCCGGGAGAUCGUUGAACAUCCAAAGAUCCGCCUUCCUCGCGAGUUGAGAACAAAGUACAUCAGGAGAGUUGGAGAAAAGAUCAACUUGGUAGUCCCUUUCCAGGGUAAACCACGCCCCGUCGCAACCUGGUACAAGGAUGGUCAACCCAUUGACCCCAAGAUGGUCAACGUCCGUAACUCGAAUGUGGACAGCAUCGUGUUCAUUCGCUCAGCAGAGAGAGAGCACUCCGGAAAAUAUGAGCUGGUUCUACAGAUUGAGAACAUGGAGGACAGGGCCACCAUUGAAAUCAGGAUUGUUGAUAAACCUGGGCCUCCUCUGAAUGUGAAGGUGACGGACGUCUGGGGCUUCAAUGCAGCUCUGGAGUGGGAGCCCCCCAAGGACAACGGCAACUGUGACAUUACUGGAUACACCAUCCAGAAAGCAGACAUGAAGACCAAGGAGUGGUUCACCGUUUAUGAGCAUAACAGACGGGCAAACUGCACAGCUUCCGAUCUGAUCAUGGGCAACGAAUACAUGUUCCGCGUCUACAGUGAAAACCUUUGCGGCCUGAGCGAGGAGCCGCGACACAGCAAGAACACGGCUGUCAUUGCCAAGACAGGUCUGGAGUACAAACCAAACCCCUACAAGGAGAAAGAAGUGUCCUGUGUGCCCAAGUUUACUCAGCCCCUGGUGGACAGAUCUGUAGUGGCCGGUUACAGCACCGCCAUCAGCUGCGCUGUCAGAGGCUUCCCCAAGCCUAAGAUUACCUGGAUGAAGAACAAAAUGAUCAUUGGUGAGGAUCCCAAGUACUUGAUGCAGAACAACCAAGGAGUGCUGACCCUGAACAUUCGUAAGCCGAGCACCUUCGACGGAGGAAAAUACUCGUGCAUGGCUGUCAACGAGCUGGGCAAGGAUGAAGUGGAGUGCAAGUUGGACGUCCGAGUUGCCGUAGACCCGGAGAAGAAGUGAGAAACCGAACAGCGAAGAAUGUGAAGUUAUACGAACAGUGAAUGUCACUGUGUAGAGUCGACACUGUCACAAGUGAAUUAAAUAAAAUGUAGUCAUGCCUGCUAAAAAAUGUUUGAAUAUAAU